AUGGGGGAACUGCAGAAUAUGGCUGCUUGGUUCAUCCGGGUGGAAGAGAUGAGGGCUUUCCAGAAGAUUCAAAAGGAGGCGGUAAUGCAACCCCCAGGUCAUAAAUCCGAUCGGAAGGAGAAACGAAAGAUGUCAGGAUUAGAUAGGAGACAAGGAGGUCGGUACGAACAGCAAAAAGGGCAAAAGUAUAACAACUAUACGUUGCUAGGGGUACCCCGUACCAAGAUAUUCAAAGAGGCGAUGCAAACCGAACAACGUCCUCCCAAGUCGCAGAAAAACGAUCCGAACGGUGAUAAAGGCUUGUAUUGCAAGUAUCACAAGGUUGUUGGUCAUAGCAUGGAAGAGUGCCACGCUUUGAAGGAUAAAAUUGAGGAGUUAAUAAGGUCGAGACAGUUGAAAAAAUAUGUACGAAGUGACACCCGAAGAAGGUCGCCCGGAAGAGAUCGUCAUACAAACAAGAAGGAUGCACGUCGGAGCAAGAGUAGAAGUGUGGAAAGGCCUCUUAAGGGUCAUAUCAAUACUAUUUCAGAAGACUUCGUGGGAAGAGGUUCAACCUCUUCGGCAAGGAAGAGACAUUUGAGGGGGUUGAGGAGUGUGAAUAGCAUAGAGAUGACAAGGCGGUCAAUGUCGAGCAUCACUUUUUCUGAUAAGGAUUUUCAUGCUCCUGACCCUGAACAGGACGAUCCAAUGGUAAUAACUGCAAUCGUUGCUCGAUACAGUAUAAGCAAAGUGCUCAUUGACCAGGGUAGCUCGGUAAAUAUACUUUAUUGGAAAACUUUUGAAAAGAUCGUGGGAUUCGCUGGAGAACGGGUGGACACUAGGGAUACGUGGACUUACGAACGAGUUUAG
Messenger RNA from Vigna angularis (adzuki bean), 849 nucleotides. RefSeq lists its product as uncharacterized. Lineage: Eukaryota; Viridiplantae; Streptophyta; Magnoliopsida; Fabales; Fabaceae. Bases 1 to 849 code for a protein of 282 amino acids. The record is from RefSeq and is a predicted model, not a curated record. The transcript has a single exon.